Camellia sinensis is the source of this 3950-nucleotide messenger RNA. The record is from RefSeq and is a predicted model, not a curated record. NCBI's taxonomy places the organism in Eukaryota, Viridiplantae, Streptophyta, Magnoliopsida, Ericales, Theaceae.
AAAGAUCAAAGUGACGAUACAGCAGAGAGUAGAAAACAUAGGUUUAAGGAGGGUUUAUGGCGGCUACACGCCGUUUCGAUCUCAUCUCUCUCUUCAUGGAUCUCAAUCCUCAAUUUUUCUCGCACUUGUUCUUUCCUUUAUCUUCGCUGUCAUUUUCUCUCUGAUUUUACCGGAAAAAUUCUUAUUUAUUUAUUUAUUUAUUUUUUAUGUUCUGUAUCAUCUUCAAUCAAUCUCUGCUUAUUUAUCUACAACCCAAUUGAUCAAACCUCAAUUUCUCUUGAAAAUGUGGAGAAAUUUAACUAGACAAGCUUCUUUGAAGAAGUUGAAAUCCUCAGAUGAGUCAUGUUCUUUCCUUUCUUCUUAUAGCUCUCUUAAAUUUUAUCAAGAUUCAAACUUUACUGAGAAAAUCAGGCCUUCCGAGACCCAAACCCAUGUGAAUUAUGAGUACUCAGUAGUGGGUUUUCCACAAAGAAGGGGAUUGUUUUCUCAAAAAGAAGAAAUGGGUAUGUGUAAUUUAUCAUGUUUCAGUAACCCUUUUAGUUUUUCUGGGUUGUAUGGUUAUGCUAGAGCUUAUGGAAGUGUUGCUGAGGCCAUUGAUUCUACUGAAGAAGAAGAUAGUGACGAAAUUCAGGAAUUGAUUGAGGAGAUGAACAGAGUGAGUAAUUUGGAGUCUAAUGUCCAGCAAGCAAAGCAGCCUAAAUUGGUUGGUGGAAUGGGAGAAGGGAAGUACCAUAUGCUUCGGAGGCGACAAAUAAAGAUGGAGACUGAGGCUUGGGAAGAGGCAGCUAAGGAGUACCAAGAACUUCUAAUGGACAUGUGUGAGCAAAAGCUUGCACCCAAUUUGCCUUAUAUGAAGUCCUUGUUCCUAGGUUGGUUUGAACCUUUGCGGAAUGCGAUCGCUGCAGAGCAAGAGAUGUGUAAGGAAGGGAAGAACAGGACGGCUUAUGCCCCGUAUUUUGAUCAUUUGCCAGCGGAUAUGAUGGCGGUUAUUGUAAUGCAUAAGCUGAUGGGGUUGUUGAUGACUGGGGGAGCGGAUGGGAGUGCCAGAGUGGUCCAAGCUGCUUGCCAGAUAGGUGAAGCUAUUGAGCAUGAGGCUAGGAUACACAGUUUUUUGGAAAAGACAAAGAAGAAGAACAUAUUAAAUCAGAAUCCUGAAGAAGGAUCUGAUACUGUUGGUAAAGAACAACAGAAAUUAAGGAAAAAGGUUACCAUCUUGAUGAAAAAACAAAAGGUGCAGCAAGUGAGACAAAUAGUGAAAAGGCAUGAGGAUAUAAAACCUUGGGGCCAAGAUGCUCAAGUCAAGGUUGGCUGCCGUUUGAUUCAGUUGUUGAUGGAAACUGCCUACAUACAACCUCCAGUUGAUCAGUUAGGAGAUGGUCCACCAGAUAUUCGCCCUGCAUUUAUUCACACUCUCAAAACCAUCACGAAGAAGGAAACACACCAUUGCUAUGGAUGAAUUUUUAAUAAAUGUGAUCCUUUAGUUCGCAAAGGCCUGGAAAAAACUGCUAGGCAUAUGGUGAUUCCAUACAUGCCAAUGUUGGUCCCUCCACUAAACUGGGCAGGGUAUGACAGAGGCGCAUAUUUGUUCUUACCAUCCUAUAUAAUGCGUACACAUGGAGCAAAACAGCAACGUGAUGCAGUAAAAAGGACUCCAAAGAAGCAAUUAGAACCUGUUUUUGAGGCCCUUAAUACACUUGGUAGUACCAAAUGGAGAGUAAAUAAAAGGGUUCUUGGUAUCAUAGACAGAAUAUGGGCUAGCGGAGGCCGUCUUGCUGACUUGGUUGACCGAGAAGAUGUUCCUUUACCCGAGGAAAUAGAUACAGAAGAUGAAGCAGAAAUCAGGAAAUGGAAGUGGAAAGUUAAAUCUGUGAAAAAAGAAAACAGUGAGAGGCAUUCACAGCGCUGUGAUAUAGAACUAAAACUUGCUGUUGCGCGGAAGAUGAAGGAUGAGAAUGGCUUCUUCUACCCACACAAUCUUGAUUUCCGUGGCCGUGCGUACCCGAUGCACCCAUAUUUGAACCAUCUUGGUUCUGAUCUGUGCCGAGGCAUCUUGGAGUUUGCAGAGGGACGCCCUCUUGGCAAGUGUGGCUUACAGUGGCUCAAGAUACAUAUGGCAAAUUUGUAUGCUGGUGGUGUGGAUAAGUUUUCCUAUGAGGGUCGAAUUGCAUUUACUGAGAAUCAUUUGGAUGAUAUCUUUGAUUCAGCAGACAGACCUCUUGAAGGAAGGCGCUGGUGGUUGGGUGCAGAGGAUCCGUUUCAAUGCUUGGCAACAUGUAUUAAUCUUGCUGAAGCAUUGAGAAGCUCCUCUCCAGAGACUACUAUUUCGUACAUGCCUGUUCACCAGGAUGGUUCAUGUAAUGGCCUACAACACUACGCUGCCCUUGGGAGGGACAAGUUAGGAGCAGCUGCAGUCAAUCUUGUCGCAGGAGAGAAGCCUGCAGAUGUUUACUCGGGAAUUGCUGCUAGAGUUCUUGAUAUUAUGCGGAGAGAUGCAGAAAAAGAUCCUGCAACUGAUCCGAAUGCAUCGCGUGCUAGGCUUUUAAUUAAUCAGGUAGACAGGAAAUUAGUUAAGCAAACGGUGAUGACAUCAGUGUAUGGUGUGACUUAUAUUGGUGCCCGUGACCAAAUCAAGAAGAGGCUAAAAGAUCGUUGUGCCAUUGAAGAUGAUGAUGAGUUGUUUGCAGCAUCUUGUUAUGCAGCAAAAACCACCUUGACUGCAUUGGGUGAGAUGUUUGAAGCUGCACGAAGUAUCAUGAGUUGGCUCGGUGACUGUGCAAAGAUUAUAGCUUCAGAGAAUCAUCCAGUACGGUGGACUACUCCUCUUGGACUUCCUGUUGUGCAACCAUACCGCAAAUUAGGAAGGCAUCUCAUUAAGACUUCUCUCCAGAUCUUGACACUACAACGAGAAACUGACAUGGUCAUGGUUAAGAGGCAGAGAACAGCUUUUCCUCCAAAUUUUGUUCACUCUCUUGAUGGUUCCCACAUGAUGAUGACUGCUGUUGCCUGCAAAGAGGCAGGCUUAAAUUUUGCAGGAGUCCAUGAUUCAUAUUGGACACAUGCAUGUGAUGUUGACCAAAUGAAUAGAAUACUCAGAGAAAAGUUUGUUGAACUCUAUGAGGCACCAAUUCUGGAAAAUCUAUUGGAGAGCUUUCAAAAGUCCUUCCCCACCCUAAAUUUCCCCCCUUUACCAGAGCGAGGAGACUUUGAUCUAAGAGAGGUGUUGGAGUCUCCAUAUUUUUUCAAUUAAGCGAGCAGUUCUGCCAUGUCAAGUUCACUUGUAUGUCUGUCUCCAUCAUUUUGUGACAAGUGAUGGCACAUGUAUUCUUUGAUUCAUGGGCACGGCAAUGAAGGAGGUGAGUCCGGCAACUAUUAUUAGAAAAACUGGAGGAAGAAGGAUGGGUAUACAACUCCGGGAUUGGGCUGCCCUCCGUCCAUGAACCCGGGGUCUAUAGUUUGUACAUAAGUCCAGAAAGAUGUCCUUUCAAGUCUGAGUCGGCUUUGUGCUUUGUACUCCAUGUUAUGCUCAAGGAAGUUGGGGAUAUCACAAAUCACAGAAAAUGUGGCAGUUGGUCUUUGCCGCCUUGCAACAUAUACUAGAGGAUAGCUGUAGCGGAUUAGGAAUGUUCAAAUUGAUGAAUUGACAGGAGAAGAUUAAAUCAUCUGCGACCAUUCUCGACUUCUCCACUUCAUAAUGAUGAGGAAGGGGUUUAAGAAAUACUGUAGAUUCGCAGAUAGAAUAGUGAUGAGGAAGGGUGCCAUUUUUUUCUUUUUUCUUUUUUUUGAGACCUUUAGUAGUUGUAGCACAUUCUGUUUUGUGCUCACACAUUUGAUGAUCAAAUUUUUUGUAUUAAAAAAAAUUCUGUAUUAUUUAAGAACGAACUCAAAAUUUAUUUGUAAUACAAAAUAACAGAGGCAGUGCCAAUUCCUCUUGAAGGCUUUAUUGAAUGUUC